AUGCCAGAAAUAAUUAAAUAUUCUGGAAGUUUGGUUGACAGUAAUUCUUCUUUCAAUAAGAGCUUUAAAGAUCUUGGACUAAUUGAUGAACUUUGUGAUGUAUGUAAAGCUCUUAAGUUUGAAGUACCUACUCCUAUUCAAAAAGAAGCAAUUCCAUGGGCUAUACAAGGUCGAGAUAUUAUUGGUUUAGCUCAAACAGGUUCAGGAAAAACCGCCGCUUUUGCAUUGCCUAUUAUUCAAGCUUUAUGGGAAAAACCGAAUCCUUUGUUUGCUUGUAUAGUAGCUCCUACUAGAGAAUUAGCUUAUCAGAUUUCUGAACAAUUUUCUGCUUUUGGUUCUGAUCUUGGUUUGAAAAGUCUAGUAAUUGUUGGUGGUAUGGAUAUGGUUUCUCAAGCAGUAGCAUUAAAUAAAAAACCGCAUAUUAUAGUCUGCACACCUGGUCGUUUAUUGGAUCAUUUAGAAAAUACUAAGGGUUUUUCUCUUAGAACAAUUAAAUAUUUGGUACUUGAUGAAGCUGAUAAGCUUCUUGAUAUGAAUUUUGGUCCUAUUAUUGAAAAGAUAUUGAAAGUUAUUCCUAGAGAAAGAAAUACUUAUUUAUUUUCUGCAACUAUGACUUCUAAAGUAGAAAAGCUUCAGAGGGCAUCUCUCUCAAAUCCUGUGCGUAUAGCAGUAUCUACUAGGUAUUCAACUGUGUCAACAUUACUUCAAUCAUAUCUUUUUUUUCCUUUUAAGUAUAAAGAUACAUAUUUUGUAUUUCUUAUAAAUGAGUUUAUUGGCCAAUCAAUUAUAACUUUUACUCGUACAUGUAAUGAUACACAAAGGUUAGCAAUAUUGUUACGUCGUUUAGGGUUUUCUGCUAUAUGUUUACAUGGUCAAAUGAGCCAAUCUUCGAGACUUGGUGCAUUAAAUAAAUUCAAAUCCGGUUCAUUUAAUAUUCUUUUAGCCACUGAUGUUGCAUCUAGGGGAUUGGAUAUUCCUCUCGUUGAUUGUAUUAUAAAUUAUGAUAUACCGACUGAUUCAAAAACAUAUAUUCACAGAGUUGGUCGAACUGCUAGAGCAGGCAGAUCUGGAAAAAGUUUUUCUUUGGUUACCCAAUAUGAUUUAGAACUAUUUUUGCGAAUUGAAAAGGCACUUGGGAAUAAAAUGAAUGAGUUUUCUACAGAUAAAGAGACUGUGAUGUUGUUAAAUGAAAGAGUUACUGAGGCUCAAAGAGAAGCAGUUAUAGAAAUGAAAGAUAUGCAUAAUAGAGUGAAAAAAAAAAGUUAUAAAUAUGAAAAGCAAUCCUCGAAAUAUGCAAAUACUUCAGUAAAGAGAAAACGUGAUGCUAUGGAUCUUGAUAAAAAUCAUUAA
Molecule: messenger RNA, 1350 nt
Organism: Pneumocystis jirovecii RU7
Lineage: Eukaryota; Fungi; Ascomycota; Pneumocystomycetes; Pneumocystales; Pneumocystaceae
Exons: 6
Coding region: 1-1350 (449 amino acids)
Molecular function (GO): nucleic acid binding; ATP binding; RNA helicase activity
Source: RefSeq, a predicted model, not a curated record